AUGAGAAAUAUUACGGAUGCAUACCAGGCAAAAUCACAAGUACAUCUUGAUGAAGAAGGAAACGUGAUAACAGAGAUGGAGGAAAUCAAGACAAGAUGGAAAGAAUAUUUCAAAGACUUACUCAAAGAACAGGACAUUCUGCUACCAGAAAUUGAUCUUGAGAUACCACAGCAGGUUGAUAACUUUGUACAACCCCCCCAGGAGAGAGAGAUAGAUGAAAUAAUAAGGAAGAUGAGAAACAAUAAGUCCCCAGGAAGCGACACUAUCACAGCAGAGAUGCUGAAGUAUGGCGGAGAAGAGCUGUUGAGGGUUAGCCAUGAACUUAUAUCGAAAGUGUGGGAACAAGAAAGAAUGCCAGAGGAGUGGAAGAAAGGACUGAUCAUACCUAUAUACAAGAAGGGGGACAGGAGAGAUUCUGCAAGAAGUCAGAGAGCUAUGUUGGAGAAGCUGGAAGAUAUUGAAAGAGCGGUGAGCAAAGUUGGAUUGACUAUUAACUGGGAAAAAACUAAGUACCUGAAAAUGACAAGAAUGGGACAAAGAGGAGUGGAUCUGGAGGCCCAAAGAAUUAGGUGGCUCGGACAUCUGACGAGAAUGAACGACAACAGAGUUGUGAAGAAGGUUGCUGAGUGGACUCCUCCUAAUACAAGGCCCAAGGGAAGACCUCGGAUGAGAUGGAGAGACGAUGUGGUUGCUGACCUAAGAAAGAUUGGAGCAAGAAAUUGGAGAGAGGUCGUCGAGGACAGACCCCAAUGGAGACUACUGAUUCACCAGGCCAAGACCCAUGGAGGGUUGUAG
Homalodisca vitripennis (glassy-winged sharpshooter) is the source of this 795-nucleotide messenger RNA. RefSeq lists its product as uncharacterized. The transcript is spliced from 3 exons. The coding region runs from base 1 to 795 and encodes 264 amino acids. Lineage: Eukaryota; Metazoa; Arthropoda; Insecta; Hemiptera; Cicadellidae. The record is from RefSeq and is a predicted model, not a curated record.